GGGAACACGCGUCCCGCUCCCGUUUUGGCGGCCGAUUCCAAUUUCGAACUAAAAUUUGAAUUUCAGAACACGUAAUUGUUUUCGUUGAGGACGUUAAAUAAUAAUAAAGUCAACACUCGAUACCGUUAUUUAAUUUUUGGAGCAAAAAGCGCGUUGAUUUUAAAUGAAGUUGUCAGGUGUUUUGUGAAUUUUCUAGUGUUUUUUGUGUACUUUUAUUUGAACGAAAAUGUUAGGAUUUACCUUUUCAUCGCUGAUGCUGAUGCUAUUUGGGGGUGUGACCAGCCUCCGUGACGUCAAACUCCUGGUUCAUCCCACCACAGUGGUGCGAGGAGGGACAGCUGCUCUGAUCUGUUCCCGGGACAUGCAGGGAGCUCCCCUGUACUCCGUCAAGUGGUACAGAGGCAACCACGAGUUCUACAGAUACACGCCUAUGGACGACAAGCCGACACAAGUCUUUGGACUGCCUGGCAUCACAGUGGAUAUGAACAACUCCAACGGCUCGCAAGUCGUGCUGAAGAAGAUGGACCUGUCCCUCGCUGGAAACUUCAGCUGUGAGGUCACGGCUGACUCCUCUUUCGCUACCCAGAUCGCUACCAAGUUCGUGGAUGUUAUAGCGUUGCCGAGCUUGGACCCAGUUUUGAAGGCAGACAAGGAGCGCUACCAACCAGGGGAGUUGCUGAAGGCUAACUGCACUUCAUCUCCUGCGAAGCCAGCAGCCAACCUCACCAUUAAAAUCAAUGAUGAGCCGCUGCGCUCGUCAGAGACCAGUCUCCACGCCUCCGAGACUGGUCUCCUGUGGACCAGCGUCCACGCCGAGAUGAAGGUCACUCCUCAGCUGUUCGUGAGCGAGCGGCUGCGAGUGACCUGCGUGGCCUCAGUCCACGACCUGUACAAGAGAGAGGCUUACUUGGACUUCUUCACGCCUGAUACAGAUCCUAGACCUGAGAGAAAGACUUAUUUUCUCUGGACCAGCGUCCACGCCGAGAUAAAGGUCACUCCCCAGCUGUUCGUGAGCGAGCGGCUGCGAGUGACCUGCGUGGCAUCAGUCCACGACCUGUACAACGUCCACGCCGAGAUGAAGGUCACUCCUCAGCUGUUCGUGAGUGAGCGGCUGCGAGUGACCUGCGUGGCCUCAGUCCACGACCUGUACAAGAGAGAGGCUUACUUGGACUUCUUCACGCCUGAUACAGAUCCUAGACCUGAGAGAAAUAAUUAUUUUCUCUGGACCAACAUGCACGAGGAGAUGAAGGUCACUCCUCAGCUGUUCGUGAGCGAGCGGCUGCGAGUGACCUGCGUGGCCUCAGUCCACGACCUGUACAAGAGAGAGGCUUACUUGGACUUCUUCACGCCUGAUACAGAUCCUAGGCCGGAGAGAAAUAAUUAUUUUCUCUGGACCAACAUGCACGAGGAGAUGAAGGUCACUCCUCAGCUGUUCGUGAGCGAGCGGCUGCGAGUGACCUGCGUGGCCUCAGUCCACGACCUGUACAAGAGAGAGGCUUACUUGGACUUCUUCACGCCUGAUACAGAUCCUAGGCCUGAGAGAAAGACUUAUUUUCUCUGGACCAGCAUACACGCCGAGAUGAAGGUCACUCCUCAGCUGUUCGUGAGCGAGCGGCUGCGAGUGACCUGCGUGGCCUCAGUCCACGACCUGUACAAGAGAGAGGCUUACUUGGACUUCUUCACGCCUGAUACAGAUCCUAGGCCUGAGAGAAUCACCCUCAACGGAGGCGCGUCCAGGUGUUUCCUCAGCUGGGUGUUCUUGUUCUUCGUCAUGUUCCUGCCUUUCGCCAUGGGGCAGGACUUCAUCUACGAAGAUUACCCAGAGUACUACGAAAGCGACCACCCCAUUAGAUCUACUGUUGAGCGCACGCUCCUCGGCGGCUGAACUAUGGCGAACUAACUGUGUGAUACGAAUUUAAUCUGUGCGUUAGUUGUAAGACUCCCAGACUACAGACUUUUAGUCAGCCGAUAGUUGGGCCCGAUUCUAAUUUGUAUGAAGAUACCAAUAUAGAUCGUUUCAUCCACGAAGACGUGCACCACCAAUUUUUGGUCGAGGGAAGCGCGGGGUGCGGGGAGUUUGAUCCGAGCAAUCCAAGAGACAUUAUUGUAGUAUGCGUGUGCACUCAUGGAUACUUUAGCGUGUACCGAUAACACUCAAACAUUAGCGGAAGAAUGGUGGGGCGCGUCUUCGUGGAUGAAACGAUCUAUA
This is a messenger RNA of Ostrinia nubilalis (European corn borer), 2209 nucleotides long. RefSeq lists its product as uncharacterized. The record is from RefSeq and is a predicted model, not a curated record. The coding region runs from base 227 to 1885 and encodes 552 amino acids. The transcript has 11 exons. Lineage: Eukaryota; Metazoa; Arthropoda; Insecta; Lepidoptera; Crambidae.